GCUGUGUACCGGUGCCCCGAGCAGGUGUGGCACGUGGAGCUGCUGCCGCAGCCCCGGCAGCUCUACAUGCUCUGUGCCCACAGCGGCAUUUACUGCGUCUCCCUGGACCAGCAGAGCAGGUUAAUGGAGCAGACUGAUGGCGAUGGCCAAGAAAGCAAUUGCCCUUCCGGCGUCUUCCCUGUGGACUCGGACGCCUGCAUCUUCCCAGACUCCAGCCUGUGCAUGUUCACUCUGCUCAACAACUUCGUCAUCACUUUGUCCCAGGCUCAUGGCAAAUGGUGGAUGAAACUGCAUGAGCUUCCACGCCCCGAGCAGGAGAGUCCCCCGUACCGGCAGGUCAGCGAAGUGGGCUUCUGCCCCGGCCCCCAGCCCGUGGACGAGGGGGACGGCCAGCCCUCCCAUUUUCUGCCCGUCCUGUGCUGUGCGUCCUCCCCAGGCACUGUGGGGUCCGGGGAGGGGCUGUGGUGCUCAGGGGGCUUCGUGCUGGAAGAGCCCCUCUUCAGCCUGCUCUUUGGGAUUGACGCGGCCAUGCUGGAGUCUCCUAUGAUCCUCUGCGGCUUCCCGGAUGGACAGCUCUGCUCCGUGCCACUGAAGGCCCUCAGCUCUUUACCAGCUGUUGAUGGCUGCCACGACGUUUCGAACCAAGACCCACCAGUGAAGAUCCUCCAUCAUUUGGAAGAGCCCAUCGUCUUCAUCGGGGCCUUGAGAACGGAGCGGAGGGCGGUGGAGGAUGCUGAGGACGAGCAGCUCUUUGGAGACACUGGCUGUGACUGCGUGGUGGCCGUGGGCCACUACGGGAAGAUGGUGGCCGUCAAGGCAGAUCAGAGGGAGGAGGCGCCGGUGCCGGAGCUCAGGGAGAACUACUUGCGAGGGCCCCUUUCCUCCGACCCUGAGGACGCAGAGAGCUGCACCGGCGUCCUGCCUCCCGUCCUGUCUCCGGCCAGUUUAAGUAUCUGUAGCGUUGUGGCUCUUUCCUUGUCUUCUCGGGCAUCAGAAG
Molecule: messenger RNA, 997 nt
Organism: Cariama cristata (Red-legged seriema)
Lineage: Eukaryota; Metazoa; Chordata; Aves; Cariamiformes; Cariamidae
Gene: FAAP100
Product: chromosome unknown open reading frame, human C17orf70
Exons: 3
Biological process (GO): interstrand cross-link repair
Cellular component (GO): Fanconi anaemia nuclear complex; nucleoplasm
Source: RefSeq, a predicted model, not a curated record